This is a messenger RNA of Staurois parvus, 336 nucleotides long. The record is from the annotation of a GenBank genome assembly. NCBI's taxonomy places the organism in Eukaryota, Metazoa, Chordata, Amphibia, Anura, Ranidae.
UGGGCACUGGUGGGUGGCACUGGUGGGCACAGGUAGAAGGCACUGGUGGGCACAGGUGGGUGGCACUGCUGGGCACAAGUGGGUGCACUGAUGGACACAGGAGGGUGCACUGCUGGGCACAGGUGGGCACAUUGCUGGGCACAGGUGGGUGCACUGCUGAGCACAGGUGGGAGGAACUGGUGGGUGGCACUGCUGGGCACCAAUCAUCAGGGCACUGAUCAUCAGUGCCCUGAUGAUCAGUGCCGAUCUCUGCUCUGACAACUGCCAGUUCUCGGCAGUACUUUCCUCACGCUCUGACAGCGUGAGGAAAGUGCAGCCGAGAACCGGCAAUUGCAU